GGAACAUGGAGUUGGAGGACGGAGUCGUGUACCAGGACGACCCGGGCACGUCUGCCAUGAUGUCGGAGCGGGUGUCGGGCCUGGCCAACUCCAUCUACCGGGAGUUUGAGAGGCUGAUCGGCAAGUACGACGAGGACGUGGUGAAGGAGCUGAUGCCGCUGGUGGUGGCGGUGCUGGAAAACCUGGACUCGGUGUUCGCGGAAAACCAGGAGCACGAGGUGGAGCUGGAGCUGCUGAAGGAGGACAACGAGCAGCUCAUCACGCAGUACGAGAGGGAGAAAGCGCUGCGGAAACAUGCGGAGGAGAAAUUUAUUGAGUUUGAGGACACACAGGAACAGGAGAAGAAGGACCUGCAGAACCACGUGGACAGAAUGGAGUCUCAUUCUCGACAGCUGGAGCUUAAAAUCAAGAACUAUGCAGACCAGAUUGGCAGGUUGGAGGAGAGGGAGUCAGAGCUGAAGAAGGAGUACAACUCCCUACAUCAGCGACACACCGAGAUGAUCCAUAAUUACAUGGAGCAUGUGGAGAGAAUCAAACUGCAGCAGAUGAGUGAGACCACGGACUCGGGGGCGCUGGCCAGAGUUAGGAGAGAACGUCCCCUUUCUCUGGGGGUCUUCCCAUCAUCCUCUGGGGGUUCUCUGCUGAUUCCUGACCACCAGACCAGGGCAGAGACACCGAGCACGGAGGGUUGGAGGUUCACAGACCAAGCGGAGCCACGCUCCAACACUAGCCUCAAGUUAGACUUGGACGACCCCCCACGGAAAAGGGAGGGAAGGAGUGCGCAGGACACUUCUUGGGGGAAUUCACUGGCAGACGACUGCAAGGAUGAGUUUUCGGACAUCAGUGGCUCCAAGUCGGCCACGCCAAUGUCCACCACAGCCUCGGACAUGGAGAGGGAGGACGGGAACAGUAAGAGCACAGAGGUACAUGCUACGCCUGGCACCAGGUCCAUAUCUGUGGGUCUCCCUGAAAACGAGGAGAACUCAGAUGUGCAAGACAUCAUUGAGUCCACUCCUGAACUGGACAUGGAUCUCAGUGGAUACAAGGCAUCCAGCACGCCAACCAAAGGCAUUGAGAACAUGGCGUUUGACCGCAACACAGAGUCCCUUUUUGAGGAGUUGUCGUCUGCAGGCACGGGACUCAUAGGAGAUGUUGACGAGGGGGCUGACCUUUUGGGGAUGGGCCGCGAAGUAGAGAACCUUAUUCAGGAGAACACACAACUGCUGGAGACCAAGAAUGCCCUAAAUGUGGUGAAGAAUGAUCUGAUAGCGCGGGUGGACGAACUGGCCUGCGAGAAGGAGGUGCUGCAGGGGGAACUAGAGGUUGUGCUCCAGGCAAGGUCCAAGCUGGAGGACAAGAACAGGGAGCUGGAGGAGGAGCUCAGAAAGGUGCGAGUGGAAAUGGAAGAAGUGAAGCAGAAAUCCAAAGAUGAGGAAGAUAGUGACGUACCUACAGCCCAGAGGAAGCGCUUCACCCGGGUGGAGAUGGCCAGAGUUUUGAUGGAGAGGAACCAGUAUAAGGAAAGACUGAUGGAGCUUCAGGAGGCGGUGCGAUGGACUGAGAUGAUCAGGGCGUCCAGGGAAAACCCCGCUCUUACAGAAAAGAAGAAAUCCAGCAUUUGGCAGUUCUUCAGCAGACUCUUUAGCUCCUCCUCCUCCAGUACCCCCUCUAUAAAGAAGUCAGAGCCCCAGUCCAACGUGAAGUACAACGCUCCGGGAGGCCUGGUGAAGAGGAGCAGCACCUUCUCCCAGUUCCCCACUGAGAAGUCCAAGACCUUUGACUUUCUCAACGAGGAAAUGGACCUGUGCAGCUCCCCAUCCCGCAAAGAACAGAAGAGAGCUCAGUACAGACAGGUCAAAGCCCAUAUGCAAAAGGAGGAUGGACGGAUCACCGCCCACGGCUGGAGCUUGCCUAACAAAUAUAAGGUGGCUAAUGGAGGUCAGACAGAGAAUAAAAUGAACCUACCUGUACCGGUUUACCUGAGACCUCUGGAUCAGAAAGAUGCUUCUAUGAAGCUGUGGUGUGCUGCAGGAGUUAACCUGUCCGGGGGGAGGACAUAUGAGCCAUCUGAGAGCACUAAACAGAGUAAAGGCUCCCAGGGCAGCCUGGACCAACUGGACCAAGACAGCAAGGAGAAAGGGGAGCAGGAGAAAGAGAGGGAGCUGAUCCAUCAUGAGGAGAUAUCUAACAGGAUGUGGGUGUGCACCAGCACCCACUCCUCCACCAAGGUGAUGGUGCUGGAUGCCAGCCAGCCCUCUGAUCUACUCGACAGCUUCUAUGCCUGCAACACCCACAUCCUUUGCAUCGCCAGUGUGCCAGGUGUGUUAGAGACUGACUACCCCGCAGGUGAGGAGGUUCCCCAGGACCUGGAGGCCAGCCAGGGUGAUCGGGUGUCUUUAGCUGGGAGUGUAGCCAGUGUUGGCUCCACAGGCAGUGACGGUGCCAUGGCUGCAGAGGGAACCACCGCUAUUCCCCAGACGGCCAGUCCAGGGAUCGGCGACCAGCCAGCUGAGCACAACGCUGCCCCGGGAUCAGUUGUGCUGUCCAGAGAGACCAGUCCAGCGGGAGAUGGGGUCCCCACGGCAGAGGAGGCGACAGAGGCGACAGAGGCCAACGCCGGGGUGGGCGAGGAAGGAGGAGAAAGUCGGGGAGUGGAUCAAAAUCAGCCUGGGAUCUAUACUGAGCAUGUGUUUACUGACCCACUGGGUGUCGGACCCACUGACUCUUCCAGUACUGACACACAGAGGGACUCGGGACAGGAUGGCACAGCAUCCCUGCCUGACGAAAGAGACCUGCCGGAGGGGGAGGUCUUGCGGAUGAGCAGUGUCCUGCCCACCAUGUGGUUGGGAGCCCAGAAUGGAUGUCUGUAUGUUCACUCGUCUGUGGCUCGCUGGAGGAAAUGUCUCCAUGCCAUCAAACUGAAGGACUCCAUCCUCAACAUAGUGCACGUGAAAGGGAGAGUCUUGGUAGCACUUGCUGAUGGGACAUUGGCAAUAUUCCACAGAGGCAUUGAUGGUCAAUGGGAUUUAACCAACUACCACCUAUUAGACCUUGGCCGGCCUCACCAUUCCAUCCGCUGUAUGACAGUGGUCCAUGACAAGGUGUGGUGUGGCUACAGGAACAAGAUCUACGUCAUCCAGCCCAAGGCCAUGACAAUAGAGAAGUCAUUUGAUGCCCAUCCCCGCAAGGAGAGCCAGGUACGCCAGCUGGCUUGGGUAGGAGACGGUAUCUGGGUGUCUAUACGACUCGACUCCACCCUGCGCCUGUUCCAUGCCCACACCUACCAGCACCUCCAGGAUGUGGACAUAGAGCCCUACGUCAGCAAGAUGCUUGGCACAGGUAAACUGGGCUUCUCCUUUGUGAGGAUCACAGCUCUCAUGGUAUCUUGCAGCCGGCUGUGGGUCGGGACAGGGAAUGGUGUCAUCAUCUCUAUCCCACUGUCUGAAGCCAACAAGACAACGGGUAUAGUGCCAAGUCGUCCUGGUAGCGCAGUACGGGUGUACAGCGAUGACUGUACAGACAGCGCCAUGCCAGGCAGCUUCGUGCCAUACUGCUCCAUGGCCCACGCCCAACUGUGUUUCCACGGACACAGAGACGCUGUCAAGUUCUUUGUUUCCGUGCCAGGCCAGGUAGUACCACCUCCAGGCAGCGCAGAUUCUGGUUCUGAUGACCCGGCGUCUGAGUCCUCGGACACGGCAACCUCUGAACCCAAAACUUUCCUGGUCUUGAGUGGAGGCGAGGGCUAUAUUGACUUCAGAAUCGGUGACGAGGGCGGUGAGUUGGAUGACUUGUCGGAGCCCACAGCCAAGCAGCAAUCGGCCCCUACCAAGGCGGAGCGCAGCCACCUCAUUGUGUGGCAGGUCACAGCUUGUCAGGACUGAGCCGAUCAUGGACUGUCAUGGCAAUUGGGAUCAUCGCCCAACAACCCCGGCAUGCCAAUCCCUCAGUUUUUUAUUUGGUAUUACUGAUUGUUGUCAUUACCAGAGUAGGUAACUACCUUGUUUGUAAAAAUAAUUAUUUUUAGUCUAUGUUUUGUACAGAUUGCUCUUUAGGAAUUUAAAGUGGGUUUCACAAAGUUUACAUUAUUUGGAAGGCUCCGUCCAAUGAAGCAUUUCUUUCUGUUGGGUAGCAUAGUGAAACCCCAGGUGCACAUAGGAGAAGGGCCACGUUAUACAAACAGAUGUUUACUGUGGUGUAGUGCUGCAUUUACACUCAUCCCUCUCCCAACUGUUAAAAAAAGCUUACGGUAUAAGGGAUACAUGAACCAAUGUAGCCAAUUCGGGGGCCGGCCCGGGGACCACCGCAGCUGACUGGUUAACGUGGUCGCCUGUGGUGCGGGUUCGCGUCCCUGCUGCGGCGAAUUCCCGGCUGCCCCCGGAAUCCGCUCCAUUGGAAGCUGACUACUCUUGAUGAAAUGGACCGUUUAAGUCGGACAUUUUGUAUGCAUACCAAGCACGCCUUGGCGGGGAAAGAGGGAACGAGACGUUUUAAACUAAAUUGAAAAUGAGCAUUUUAUAUUUUACACGCGUUACAUGUGUGUAACCCUCAUGUGUGUAUGUGCACACAUGAUGUGCACGUGUGUUUAUCCCUGCGUUAAGUGUUUCUAAUUCAACCACCAGGCCUGUGUAUAAAACAAAACAAAAAAUACUUGCUGUUAUUGUAAUGAUCUGUGGUGUCAUGACCUGUUUUCAAAAAUCAUCCAAACUGUCAUCAGUCAUGAAACCAGAUGCUGAGUUCUGGCAGUGGUCUUUCUAAGUUCCCUGCUGUCUCAUAGCCCGUGGUCCUCAUCGAGGAUGAUGACUUGUCUGUGAGCUGAGGAUACGUAGAAAAGCAGCUGCAACAUGGAGAAAUAACUUCUCAGUUAUUACAAGACUGACAAGGGUGGCGCAGUGGUUAGUGCCCUCGCCUGACAGAAAGAAGGUCCUGGGUUUGAACCCCGGGGUCGUCCAACCUUGGGGGUCAUCCCAGGUCAUCCUCUGUGUGGAGUUUGCAUGUUCUCCCCGUGUCUGUGAUGGGUUUUCUCUGGGUGCUGUGGUUUCCCCACCAUCAAAAAGACAUGCAUGUUAGGGUCAGUACUCCUGUCUGUGCCCCUGACCGAGGCAUGGCAAGUCUAACUGGAGCUGGUCCCCGGGUGCUGCACGGCGGCGGCCCACUGCUCCUAGCUACACAGCUAGGAUGUUACAUGCAGAGAGGAACUGCCCCCCGGGAUCAAUAAAGUGUCUCAAAUCAAAUUUCAUGUAACACAGGGAAGGUAUGGAUGCACUUGGGGCAAGAUUUUGAAAUUCACACGGCCCGAACUACCACAGCGCUUGGCUGCUGUUGCGGUUUGGUUUGGGUAGUGUCCAAGUACGGAGGAGUCGGUGUGGGACUCCACUGUAGGUUUGCGUUAACCUGCGUGGUGGAAGUUCUGGAUCUCGGUCCCAAUGGUGUCCGCUUGCUCCACCAUUUCAAACCCGACCCGACUCCUUAUUUCUGUUAUUUCUGUGGUCUCUGAGGGAACCGGCUCAUGCCACAGUUUGGCGUUUUCUUUAUUCUCGGGCUUCUCAGCACUUUAAAAUGUCGGCGUUAGUCCCUCGAGGUUCUACGGGGCACCUGUGGUCAUAUACACUAUACUGAUACGUGCUGAAUGUGUGGCAGGGACAAUAUGUAACAAGACGUCCAGUUGAGGUGUCGCCCCCCGCUAACCAAAGGCCAAAAGAAGAUGGUGGUGAAUACUACUGAGUCCCACGAAGGUCUUUAUCACUUCAUCUUCUAAAAGUCUCAUCAGUAUGUUGAUUUAAGGGAGGUCUGUUUUUUUUAACCACUAACUACUAACCACCUACCUGCCUACCUAC
Molecule: messenger RNA, 5834 nt
Organism: Lampris incognitus (smalleye Pacific opah)
Lineage: Eukaryota; Metazoa; Chordata; Actinopteri; Lampriformes; Lampridae
Gene: spag9a
Product: sperm associated antigen 9a
Exons: 30
Coding region: 6-3881 (1291 amino acids)
Biological process (GO): vesicle-mediated transport
Cellular component (GO): cytoplasm
Molecular function (GO): MAP kinase scaffold activity; signaling receptor complex adaptor activity; JUN kinase binding
Source: RefSeq, a predicted model, not a curated record